GAAGUCCAUUUGAAGAAGUGAACAAGUUGAGCAGAGCUAACAUUACAAAAUUCGGAUAGUUAACAACGUGCACAUGACUAAACAACUUUUAAUUUACAGUCCUUUCAUUUCAUCUGGAGGGUGUGGCUUUCGCUAAACUGGUUUGGGGAAAAAUCUGCACAUGGCAAUUGCAGUGAUGAUUAUGCUCUCACCACGCGAAGAUGUAAUGGAGUUUACACAAACAGAUGAGCAUGUAGGCAAGAGCAAACAGGGCCGAGGUUCUUUACAAAACACAGAUGAAGGACUGAAAUAUGAUAAUGGGCGUGUAGACUUCAGCUGCAUCCACAGCAAAGAUCUGCUCCCUGCUGAGGAUGGAGAGGAGGCAACUCAACAAUUCCUCCAGGAGCUGGUUAAAAUCGUGCUGGCCUAUAUCAGUAAAUCACUAAAACGCAGCUCCAAAAUUCUGGACUUCCACCAUCCUCACCAGCUCAAAGAUGGUCUAGAAGGCUUUAAUCUGGAGCUCCCUGACCAUCCAGAUAAUCUGGAACAGCUACUGGUGGAUUGCAGAGACACACUGAAAUAUGGAGUUAAAACUGCUCAUCCAAGAUUCUUCAACCAGCUGUCAACAGGACUUGACAUCAUCGGUUUGGCAGGAGAAUGGUUGACAUCAACAGCAAACACAAACAUGUUUACUUAUGAAAUAGCCCCUGUUUUUAUACUGAUGGAGGAGGUCGUUUUGAAAAAAAUGCAUAAAAUUAUUGGAUGGCCUGAGAAGGAUGGGGAUGGCAUCUUUUGUCCAGGAGGAACCACGUCUAAUCUGUACAGUGUGCUGUUGGCAAGGUUUCAUCACUUCCCAGCAGUGAAGACCCAUGGGAUGCACGCGAUCCCCCGCCUGGCAAUGUUCACCUCAGCGCAUAGUCAUUAUUCAAUCAAGAAGUCUGCAGCGACCCUCGGCAUUGGUUCUGAAAACGUUAUUGACGUCAAAUGUGAUGAAAGGGGGAAAAUGAUUCCAUCGGAACUGAACUCUAGCAUUGAAGCAGCAAAGUCUAAGGGUCUGGUCCCAUUCUACGUCAGUGCAACUGCAGGAACCACCGUCUAUGGUGCCUUUGACCCUUUGAAUGAAAUAGCAGACAUAUGCAAGAAGCAUGGCCUAUGGAUGCAUGUGGAUGCUGCCUGGGGUGGUGGCUUGCUCUUGUCCAGCAAGCAUCGUUUAAAAAUGCAAGGAAUUGAAAGGGCUGAUUCGGUGACCUGGAAUCCACACAAAAUGAUGGGCGUCCCACUGCAGUGCUCAGCUAUUCUGGUCAAGAAGAAGGGUCUUCUGCAGGAGUGCAAUCAGCUGUGUGCUGAGUAUCUCUUCCAACCUGAUAAACAGUAUGACAUGUCCUAUGACACCGGGGACAAAAGCAUUCAGUGUGGAAGGCAUGUUGACAUAUUUAAGCUGUGGCUCAUGUGGAAGGCGAAGGGCUCAGAGGGCUUUGAAGCACAGGUCAACCACUGCUUGGAAAAUGCAGAGUAUCUUUACUACAAACUGAAGAGGAGAGCGGAUUUUCAACUUGUCUUUAAAGGAAAACCCGAACACAGCAAUGUCUGCUUUUGGUACCUCCCAAAAAGAGUGCAACGGAUGCCUCUUGGUCCGGAGCGAGACAAGGAACUUCAUAUGGUGGCCCCAAAAAUCAAGGCAAAGAUGAUGGAAGAAGGACUCAUAAUGAUUGGCUAUCAGCCUCUCGGGGAUAAAGUGAAUUUCUUCCGCUGUGUUUUUUCCAACCCAGCAACACGGAGGGAGGAUGUAGACUUCCUAUUAGAAGAAAUUCCUCGACUAGGCAGUGAACUUUAAACUGCCUUAUAUAUUAUAUUUAUAUAUAGAUAUGGGUGUAUGCUUAAAUGUUUGAAAUUACUUUUGUAGACAAAAUUUAAUUGGGCCCACAUAUUCAUUUCGUGAAGGCUUUUGCCAAAAAAGUGACAUUUGUGAAAAUAAGGCAUUUUAAUUACUUACUAAUAACUUUUGCAUUGCCAUUCAACUGAAAUUACUUAGCCUAAACAUAAGAGCCUGAUUAAAACGCACUUUUACAAGACAAUACGUCAGACACAUUUAGAGGGUUUUGAAUAAUUUAAUUAUAGAAAAUGUGAUAAAGAAUUUACUGCUUGAUGUGUUAAUAUUUUAAGUUAUACAUAAUUUAUUCUUUGUCUAGGUCAUGGGUCUCCAACCCUGUACCUGUAGGGCACCUGUUUGGAAGAUUUCAGUUCCAACCCCAAUCAAACCUGAACCUGCUUAUCAGGUUAUUCAGGGCUACAUGUACCUAAAAAUUAGAGGCAGGUGUGUUGGAGUAGGGUUAGAACUAAAAUAUGCAGGACAGGUACUCUCCAGAACCAACGUUGGAGACCCAUGAUCUAGGUGAACAUGAAAUGGUAUAUAAGCUAGCACCGGUCUUGUAGGAUAGAUCAUGAUCAUCAUUAGAAAUAUAAAUUUGAAAGACAUGAGAUCAUACACAGAAUCCAAUACAAAGAGAAAAUUAUGUUGGAUUUGGACUUGAAUCAUUUGUACAGUUGACUCUGAUUAGGAUAAGAUAUUUUUGAUAUUUAAUUGCACCAGCUAUAAAUCAACUUGAAUAAGAAGUAGAAGCUGUUUUCAUGUAGAUCUUAUAUAAAUGCUGUAUGGUAGGUGAUUGUUUGUCUACUAGUGCCUUCUGCUGGUGAGUUCUUCAUAUGGCUGGACCAGUUUAAGUCAUUUUCCCUCGUUUAUGAGGCUGUACUGAAACAGAUGAGUUAUAUAUUUAAGGUUAUCAUAAUGUUAACUUAUUUUAUAAAUUAAUAAAUAUUACUAUACUUUAAAAUCGAAUGUGUUUUUAUUUUAGUCAAGACACUAAAUCAAGAAUUACAACGAGGCGGUUUCCCAGAUAGGGAUUAGACUAGUCCUAGACUAAAAUGAAUGUGAGCUGUCCAAACUGAAAACAAUUUUCACUGACAUAUCUUAAAAU
Molecule: messenger RNA, 2954 nt
Organism: Paramisgurnus dabryanus
Lineage: Eukaryota; Metazoa; Chordata; Actinopteri; Cypriniformes; Cobitidae
Gene: gad3
Product: glutamate decarboxylase 3
Biological process (GO): GABA biosynthetic process
Cellular component (GO): cytoplasm; presynaptic active zone
Molecular function (GO): pyridoxal phosphate binding; glutamate decarboxylase activity
Source: RefSeq, a predicted model, not a curated record